Echinops telfairi (small Madagascar hedgehog) is the source of this 549-nucleotide messenger RNA. RefSeq names its product EF-hand calcium binding domain 11 (gene EFCAB11). The transcript has 6 exons. NCBI's taxonomy places the organism in Eukaryota, Metazoa, Chordata, Mammalia, Afrosoricida, Tenrecidae. The record is from RefSeq and is a predicted model, not a curated record. Bases 1 to 435 code for a protein of 144 amino acids. Gene Ontology annotation, molecular function: calcium ion binding.
AUGGCUACCGUAUUUAAAGCCUGUGAUGAAGAUAACAAAGGCUACCUAAGCAGAGAGGACUUUAAAGUUGCUGUUGUCAUGCUGUUUGGGUACAAGCCCUCCAAGAUAGAAGCGGAGUCUGUGAUGUCAUCAAUAAAUCAAAACACUAACGGUAUCUUGCUUGGGGACUUCUUACAUGCUGUGAGGAGGAAGAAGGAAAAUCAGCUGCCCUGGAGUAAAAUCCGACGCAUCUUCACAGCGUUGGACAGGCACUAUCAUGGAUUUCUAACUUUGGAAGAUUUCAAGAACGCGUUUCAGCAGGUGGCUCCCAAAUUACCAGCGAGGGUCAUUCUGGAGGUCUUCAGGGAAGUGGAUCAGGACUCGGACGGCCAUGUCAGCUUCAGAGACUUUGAAUACGCCAUGAACUACAGGCAGAGCGAAGCAGAAGUCGCGUGACUUACUCACGGCAAGUUCUGGGGAAGGGCAAGGCCUGGCAAUGAAUCUGAACGCCCAACACACUCCACUCUGCUAAUCAUCUGAUACCCGGAAUUAAAUGCUCACUCACUCGUG